AUGGCCGCCGUACCUCUUCCCCCUAUCACAGACUCGGUCAUUCACCACAUCGGGAACACGCCGCUUGUUCGGCUGAAGCACUUACCCCAGACUGAAGGCAUUCGUGCUGAGAUUCUCGCCAAGUUGGAGUAUCAGAAUGCCGGUGGCUCUGUGAAAGACAGGGUUGCGAAGGCAAUGAUUGAAAAGGCGGAAGAUCAGGGAACAAUCAAGCCGGGAGAUACUCUAAUUGAAGCUACCAGCGGCAAUACUGGUAUCGCUCUUGCUCUCAUUGCUGCAGUCAAGGGAUACAAAUGUAUUAUUACAAUAUCGGAGAAGAUGUCUGAGGAGAAGGUCUUGAUCCUGAAAGCACUUGGCGCGACAAUUGUUCGAACCCCCGCAGGCGUUCCGAUCGAUUCGCCCCAUUCGAUUAUCAGCGUUGCUCGGAAGCUCAAGAGCGAGACACCCAACUCGCAUAUUCUCAACCAGUACGGAAACCCGAACAACCCUCUGGCCCAUGAGAUUGGCACUGCCCAGGAGUUAUGGGCCCAAUGCGAUGGCAAGCUCGACAUUGUUAUAGCCGGUGCAGGAACUGGUGGCACAGUCACUGGACUUUCGAGAGGCCUACGGAAGCUGAAGGGAGAUAUUCUGAUGGUUGGUGCCGACCCAAUCGGAUCUGUGCUGGCUCAGCCUGACGACUCGAAUUCGGCAAAGGCGGAGUAUAAGGUCGAGGGCAUUGGGUACGACUUUGUGCCGGACGUGCUCGACCAAUUUGCUGCCGAUGUUUGGGUCAAGACGGGAGAUGAGGAAUCGUUCGAGUAUGCCCGGAGACUCAUCAGAGAGGAGGGGUUACUUUGCGGCGGAUCUUCUGGCGCAGCUGUGGCUGCGCUCAUCAAAUUGAUGCAGCAGAGGCCGGAGAUGAAUCGUAGUGACGUCAGAGUUGUCUUGAUCUUGCCGGACGGCAUUCGUAACUACCUCACCAAGUUUGUGGACGAUGCUUGGAUGGCACGAAACCCUCUGUCAUCAUAG
This is a messenger RNA of Colletotrichum costaricense, 1005 nucleotides long. Its product is annotated as cystathionine beta-synthase. NCBI's taxonomy places the organism in Eukaryota, Fungi, Ascomycota, Sordariomycetes, Glomerellales, Glomerellaceae. The transcript is spliced from 2 exons. The record is from RefSeq and is a predicted model, not a curated record. Bases 1 to 1005 code for a protein of 334 amino acids. Gene Ontology annotation, cellular component: cytoplasm. Gene Ontology annotation, molecular function: cystathionine beta-synthase activity.